Messenger RNA from Anolis carolinensis (green anole), 6573 nucleotides. RefSeq names its product ORMDL sphingolipid biosynthesis regulator 3 (gene ormdl3). The coding region runs from base 209 to 670 and encodes 153 amino acids. Gene Ontology annotation, cellular component: endoplasmic reticulum membrane. NCBI's taxonomy places the organism in Eukaryota, Metazoa, Chordata, Lepidosauria, Squamata, Anolidae. The transcript is spliced from 4 exons. The record is from RefSeq and is a predicted model, not a curated record. Gene Ontology annotation, biological process: intracellular sphingolipid homeostasis; sphingolipid biosynthetic process; ceramide metabolic process.
UAGGUGGCAGUGAUUAUGUGGAUGGAUGGUAAGUGCUGCUGUCCCACAUAUCGGGUGGAGGACAUGAGUGACUUCCUUGGCACACCCAGCUUUUGAGGACAUGCAGAAGGAAGCAGAUGGUUAUAUGGUCACAGCACUCAGUUGUGGCAUCAGAGCAGAAGUCCAAGGGCCUUCUCAGGAAAACAAGCAGGGCUGUUAAUCUAGAGACAUGAAUGUGGGCACGGCUCACAGUGAAGUGAACCCGAACACUCGGGUCAUGAACAGUCGGGGCAUUUGGCUCUCUUACGUCUUGGGAAUCGGCCUUCUACACGUCAUCCUCCUCAGCAUCCCCUUUUUCAGCGUCCCUGUGGUUUGGACUCUAACCAACAUCAUCCACAAUAUGAGCAUGUAUAUUUUCUUGCACACGGUCAAAGGGACGCCGUUUGAGACUCCUGAUCAGGGGAAAGCCCGGCAUCUCACCCAUUGGGAACAGAUGGAUUAUGGUGUCCAAUUCACAGCUUCCCGCAAAUUCCUGAUGAUCACACCAAUUAUACUUUAUUUCCUUACCAGUUUCUACACGAAAUAUGACCGGACUCACUUCAUCAUCAACACCAUCUCCUUGAUGAGCGUCUUGAUCCCCAAACUACCCCAGCUGCAUGGUGUCCGCAUCUUUGGGAUCAAUAAGUACUGAACUUGGGUAUAUAUUUUUUACAAUAUCCCUUCCUGUGAGCUGUGAGAGUCCUGUUUUAGGACCCCGCUUCCUUAUUUCUGGCUACAUCUUUGGGAUACAAAUCCAAGGUGGCUCUUUUCAAGCGGGCAUGUUCAACGCCGGAUUCCAAGAUCCAAGAAACCUGAACUAGCUCAAGCGAUGCCUGAAUCCUAGAUAGAGCUUAACUUGCCGAAAGACAUGGGGAAGCGAAGACUGAUAAGCAUUAUUACCGUAGUAUUUUUUUUCCUGAGAAUCUGAAAAUAGAUGCAGGCAGUCCUGCAGUUUGAAAGGUACUCAUAGUUUGUGCUCCGGGGGGAUUAAAGUCAUCCAGCCCAGAAAGUGGAACACAUGUAGAGAGUUAGGAGCUGUUACAAGGUGGCAUUUAGGAUGAUAGCCAAUGCACUUUAAGAUGAGACUGUCCCGUCUGGGGAAUUUAGACUUGUUUGUUGAAAGGGCUGCAUCAGAAAUUUUGCAAUACUCACUAGGAAUAAGGGAGAUAGAUAUCUGCAAGGUUGACAAACCCUAGUUGAUCAUUUAUUUACUCACUAGGCAAGUGGAAGAGAAUGCCAUCCCUUUUGUUUUCACUAAUAAAGCCCCACUGCUCCAAAUUGUCUUUUGAAAGCACAGUUUGACAGUCACAUGGCUGCUCUCUCAACUGCAGUAUCUUUCCUGACUCCAGAGACAACAGCAAAAUCACCAGUCUUUUGCUGUAGAUACAGAUGACUGACCAUGAUCUUGGACAGUAUUAUUUGUGAGAAAGGCCAAGGUGAGACCAAGAAACCCAGGCCUCUCUAGAAUACCCUUCCUUUUAGAGUGUCAACAAAUCAGUGUGUUUGAUUUAGUAGAAAACAUCCUGUAGAUUAUCCCCUGAUCAUUCAUUCAUGGCAGUACAGUGGUUCAAAAGGAUUUGACUCUGACUGCUUGAAUAUCCUUGACUCGUUCUUCCCAAAAUAAGUUGCACUACUGUGUCAGAAUACUUUCCUUUGCCCAACAUUAUCUAUUUACUACAUUCUUGUCCAGGAGCCAAUGGCUCCUUCUAUCAGCCAAUUUGUAGGUCUACAGUGGGGCUAAAUUUAACAAAAACAAGGAGGAUUCUCUUCCACAGCAAAUGCACCAUUUUCACUGGAGCUUUUUUAAUUAGGUUGGAAGAAGAAGAAAGCAAAAUGACGGCAACCCUGCAAACUAUGCUAUUCUAUGGCUUCUGUUGACAACAGUCUUUCAAGCAUGGACUUCAACCCAAGUAGCUGUCUAGACAUCUGGAAAUCCCUUUGAUAAGUUUUGGUUCUAAACUCCAUGGACUUAUAAGCUUGCAUCCUGUUGUGAAGGAUGUACGCCUUGUAAGAAAAGUGUGGAAAUACCCUGCACCCUUCACAGAAACGCACAAAAAGGUUAGCUAGGAGAAAAUUUUUGUAAUAGAUUUAAACAGGGCUAGAGCAUUUCCUGACAUCUGUUGGAGCUCCUAAAAAUUAGAAGCUGACGCUAGAACCUGCUUCCUUCUAUUGCUCUCUGGUGCAUACAAAUGUUGAUUUAGCCUUAGAGAAUGAAACAGUACAUAGCAGGGUACUGUACAGAAUGUCACUUCUCCUUUUGGAAGUUUCUAAGGGUGGUACAUGUCUUCCUGCUACCAAAUUUCGCACCGGAUACUCAAUUAAAUGUAAAAUAAGUUAUUAAACCUGUUCCAGGAAAGGGAAGCACUGCUGAACUAUUAUGGGGAAAUAAAUGUAUACUAUCGCAAGCAAUGUUUCAGGGGCAGUUCUUCAUAGUGCAGCAGGCAGAAAGGACAAAACAGGUCCGAAAAGCUGGGGGAGCUGAUAUAAUAGCUAGGAAAUGUUACUGUUUUGGACCGAAACCAUCCACUAGCCAUGCUACCUGGAGAGAUAUAGGAGAUGUGGUCUAAAAUACGUUGUUAAGAUUUGUUUAAGAGCUGCAUUGAAGCUCUUACUUGAGCAGAUCACUUGGGUGCUUGUUAGCUCCCACUAUCUCUUUUUGUGCCACAUUUGAAAUACUUGAUGAUUGCACAAGUAAGUUUAGAAAUCUAUGUUUGGCAAGUGAGUUAAUUUGAGGCGCAGUACAAAAAAGGAGUAGCCAUUAUCAGCCCUUACAAUUGUCAGGCAGUGAGGAAUUUCAGGAUUGGCCAAGCCAAGUAUAAAUACCAGGAGUAUAGGUCAUUCACCUUUCUUUGUUUCACACAGCAGGAAUGUUCUUGUUGCUGCACUCAAGGACUCCAAUAGAUGGGCUUGAUUGCAAUGACCAUCUCCUAUUGCUUCCUGUCCAGAUCUGGUCCUAGAUAAAGCCACCCAAGUGUGUGUUCUGGCCCUGCUGUCUCUUUGUUAUUGUAAUAUAAUAUUAAUAAGAACACUCACAAUUAUAAGUGUGAGCACUUGUGCUUAUGAAUUAGGAAGGCGAGAGUCAUUUUAAAUUUCCAAAAAGACAGUUUAUCGUGUUGAUGACAGGUUUUGCUCAGAACUUGACAUCUAAGCACAGAGAGGGAAGCAGGCUCUUCCCAUUAUAAUUCUUCUCUGAGAGAAGGAAGUGACUUUCCCAGCUCAGUACAGCUCUCUAUAAAGUGGCAAAGAGGAUUACCAUUGUAAGCUAGUCACCCACCUCACAGCACAAUGAAAAGUUCUGGGCUGCCAUUGACUUCAGUAGUGCCCGUGUUUCUACCCCUGUAUUAAGACAUCCGGGCAGCAGCAUAUUUUUAAUUAUUUAUAAAAGGGAACAUAACAAGAAUAGACAGCAGUGAAAUAUAAUGAGGAAGAGGCAGAGAUGUGUGUCAUCCACUGUCCCGUGUUUUAAAAAGCAAACUUUGAAAGUGUUAAUUUAUUUGUUGCAGGAUUUCUUUAUCUAAUGUAAGUGCUGUGCUUCAAUUAUUAUUCCUUCCUUCCUUGCGCUAGAGUUUUAAUUUUAUUUCUGUUGCCAUUCUUCAUUUUGCUGUAAAGAAACUGUUGUUCUGAUGUCAAAAUUAUAGUGGAAGGCUGUUGCCAACCUCCUGAGAUUCAGAAAGGUGGGUUGUGCAGUGCAACCAGCUGUACAGCACUAAAUGAUUUUAAGAAGCGAACGAACGCACAAUUUUUAAACACCAGCUCUUACUUUGAUGACAAAGCAAAAUGUGAGGAAGAAAUGUUCUGCUGAUUAAUGCUAUCCGUGGCUUGAAAAUGAAUAACGUAAAAGGGCUUGUAUAUUAACUUGUACUCUUCCAGCACAGAGGGCCAAAGCCUUAAACACAGCUUAAAGGUUGCUGUAACCAGGGCCGUAGCCAGAAAAAAAUUUCGGGAGGGGUUUUGAAAAUUUCGGGGAGGGGGGGGGUUGAACCCCUAGCACACACCUCUCCCCGCUACAAACCUGUCAAUAUCUGCUUGAAAUAGUGCCUGGAGGGACUCUUAAUGUUUUGCGUCUCAUAGACUUAGCAUGGGGAUUUGGUUAACCAGUUAAAAUUCAUGAGUAAACCAGGUUUUUUUUAUAACCUGAAAAAUUUCGGGGGGGGGGGUUGAACCCCUAAAACCGCUGUAACCGCCUGGCUGUAACAAAUCUGACAAAUGUUUAUUUUUUGAGGCUAUAAAUUGUUGCCUGGUGAAAAGGAAAAAAAAACAAGCUGAGGUUUACAGUAUUCACGUGAUUUCUUUGCAAGAUCCUUCUCUUAUUACCCAGCAGAGUCAGGUGGCUCUAGUAGCGGGGUGCCAAGGUGCUAAACCUAUUUAGGGAAUAGGUUUCAACUCCUUUAACAUUCACGCUAACAUCCAGAGUUGAUUCACCAUCUCAUCGGCAUCAUAACAACUAGCUCCCAUCGAUAUUGACACAUUUUCAUUCUUCCAUGUAAGGCAGUGGUUCCCAACCUUUGGGCCUCCAGGUGUUUUGGACUUCAGCUCCCACAGUUCCUAACAGCAGGUAAGCUGAUUGGUAUUUCUGGGAGUUGAAGUCCAAAACACCUGGAGGACCAAAGAACCACAGGUGUAACGGAAGGUAACUGUGACUCUUCAGAUAUUCUUGAAUUGCAUUUUCCCACUAUCUCUCAUGAUUAGAGAUAUUCCAGGUACCACUAAAACAUACUCCCCCCUUCCAAAUAAAGAUCUCUAAAAAUGGGAGGGGGGGUUAAAAUUGUGGGUGCUUUUAAUUUUUUUGGUGGUACUGGAAUUAGGGUGCUUUUACAAUCAAUGACAUCUUAGAAUCGAAGAAAUACCGUAGUCAUUAUCUAGAUUGAAGCCUAUUCUAACUAAACCAAGGUGCAUUGGGGCAUCAUACCCGGGUAUGCUCUGGAGAAUUGUGCAUGUCCAGGACAAAGUAGAGAACUUGUAGAUCUCCUAUUAAUAAUAAUUGCCAUCUUGCAUAAUGUGGGUCACUUGAUCUGGCAAGAUCAAGUAGGCAAGGGAAUGACUGAGUAGGCUGCAAAUGCAGAUUGAUGGCACUCCUUCAAAUAUGUGUUGCCUAAAGUGUGGAUCAACAAGUUAUAGUAGAAUAACUCAGUUGAUUCUCAGGGGAGUCAUUUGACUCAUGAAACCUCAAACGUCUCUCUUCUCAAUCUUGUUGCUUAUAAUACCUUCCUCUAACCAGAACAAUAGGACUUGUUUAGGAGGAAUUUCACCCUGCAGUACUACUGGUUUGAGUCUACUAGUAUUGGACCCAGGAAGGCACAGAGCUUUGAAAAGUGGAUUUUUAGACAACAGAAUUCGUCUAGCUUUACCAUACUUGUGUAGUAGCAGAGUAGACUCUUUGCAAUUGAUUAUACCCAAGGCUAGUUCACUGGUGGACCUCUUCAAUUGCCUAACUUCCUCCUGUGCUGAGAUGAUCGAAUCCACUUUGAUUAAGGUCACUAAGUUCCUUGUAGAAAUGUUCAAUUGUGGUAGCAAUAAGUUGAAGUGUGUAGGAGUAACUUAAUACAUCAGCUGCUCUGUGGCAUGCAUGCCUAUCUCACUGACUCUACUGGAGUUAUUUGGAAUGUCAGAGUUAUUUACUACACACUCUGGUUGUGUAGUUAAUUUAUCUGGCUCACAUUCACGUUAUCCUUUUUGGCAACAGCUGAAAAACGAUUUGAAUAGAAGUCAGCAAUACUCUUUUACUUGGCUGUUGGAGGGGCUGUUGGGGGAGUGUUACCCUCCACGUCCCUCGGAACAUUUCUUUCGUUCCUUGUUCAAUUAGCAAAGGAGUUCUCAUCAGCAACUUUAAAAUUUCCUAUACUCUUCAUAUCUAUGAUAGGGCUGCCGAGAAAGCAAUUUCACAAAGAGAAGAAGUUGUUAAAUGUUAAACGUUUAUUAAAAGUCUUAUCUGUUGGUGAGCAGGGCCGGAGCUCUGAGUCUUUGGUCUGAACUUCUGGACAUCACUAGAAACAAAAGUAUUUUCCUCUGCAGGAAGCUUUGUUGACUGUCAAAGAAAAGACUGGUGAAUUUAACUGACACUUUGACACCAUCAGUUGACUGAUGGGUCUAGAUUUCCUUUAGGAUUAAUGCUAUUUACACAUGGGUUUAAUUUUUUAAUAAAUCCAGCUAUUUUUAAAGUAAACUAAUAAGCCCUUUAAGAAGGCAGAGUAGUUGUGUUGGUAUCAGAAAUGGCAUUUUAUGACACGGGCUUGUUCUUUAAUUCUAUUGAAAUAACCUAUUGCAUUGAUUUGACAUUAUCUGUGAAAUAUAAUUUUUAGAAUAUAUGUGUGAAUGUCAUUUUCAUUGCGCUUUAUCUGUUGUAUAUGGAACAACUUUGUGUUGGACUAGAAUUGCAUUUCUGUUUAUUUCCCCCUCCCCUUUCAUUUCCAGAUUUGCUCUUCUUUUGUUGUGUACAAAUAAGACUGAAAAGAAGUAUUUCAUCUGGAGAACUUUCUAAGACAAAGUGUGAAUAUUAUUUUUAUGAGUCCUUUCUACAGUAUUCCAAAACAAACUAAUAAAUCAGUAUUCAUGUAA